AGAGCUGUACCUUCAUCUUCCUACGGACAUUGCUUGAGCUGUUCUGUACGCGAUCGUUCAAGACAUCAACUAAUCGAGCAUUAUAUUGGGAAAUUGCAAUGCCACCCAUGCUUUUGCCACAACGAUUAUGAAACAGCGAACGGCUUUGGGUCAGCCUGACAAGAAGGAAGGGUACUCGUUAUCACGCUCGACAUCCUCGGGUCUACCUGUGAUAUCCUUCCAGCAGUAUGUGCAAUCAUGGUCUGGAAAGCAGAUCGCUCGUUGGGUCGAAGGACUCGGAGAUGCAAUGAAUCCAUAUCUUGGAACUAUUCGUGACAAUAUACGAAGUGGGAAACAUCUACACCUGAUUGACGAUGAGACAUUGGCGAACAUUGGAAUCACAGCACUUGGACCGCGAAAAACAAUCUUGCAGGCUGUUCAGCUGCUUCUGUACUUUUGCGCUGAAGCUCCUUCAGAAAACUUGCAAAGCUUAUCCAUGAAAGUUGUAAUCGCUUGCAAAGCAGCCUCACAAGAGCUAGAAAAGGCUUUGCGAUGCAAAGACGAGAAGCCGCUGACCAGAGUUCAUGUAGUGGCCGUGCUGAACAGUAUCUCAUUGUCGAUGUCCGUUUUGGUUGAGCACGUGAAGAAACUCCUUUUCUGGCUGGAUAGAAGUCCAUUUGACGAGCUUGUGCAGUACAUCGAAAUGCGAAACCGCAUUUCUGUAGCUAUAUGGGAAUUGGUGCGCAGUGUGAACGUCCAGCCAAAAUCUCUAUUCGAGUCAGCGUCAGAGGUCAUACAAAAGUGUAACUCCUUGAGAGAACUCUGUUUGAAUCUUGUUCAAAACAGUGACGAUCCUGCAAUUCUCUACACCGCCUACAUCGAGCGAGCCCUUCUACGUAGGCACGACGUUACGACCAACUGGGGGAUCAACUUGCAGUCGUCAUUUCGUGGGGUACAUGUCAUAAGCGAAGUGAAAGUGGGAUCGCCUGCGGAUUUGUGUGGCCGCAUCGACGCUGGCGAUGAGAUUAUGCUCAUAAAUGGAAAAACGGUCCUAGGAUGGGAUUUGACUCGAGUUGCUCAACGCCUUGGCUCCUCCACCGAUACUGAACUACAUUUAGUCCUCAAUAAGCGUCCUCGUCAUUCGCUACCGCUUCCUAUGAAGAAUGCUGGCCCGAAGCAAACUCGUCCCUUAGCAAAGAUGAUACCUGGAAGCCAAGCAACGGACACAGCUGACAGGGGAAAACGCAUAUUCAAAGAUAUAAAUUACCCUCUCAACCGCCGUCGUUCAUCCACCUUCAUCACGAAAUUGCUGAAUCACAUGGAGAAUAACGGUGGUAGAGUACGCAGUACAAGACGUUCCUCUGUAAGUGGUGGUAGUCCGCGCAGAGAGCUUUCUUUCGAGGAAGACGAUCGCUCGCAUGUGAAUUGGGAUCUCUUCGAUCUGAUUGGGCAUCCAGCAGCUGACAAUGAAGGAUCUAUCACCAUACCUCGAAUUGUACGCCGUGCGCGCACAAUGCGCCAUCAACCCGAUGGAUACGUUAGAUCCUUCAUAGACAACAAACUUGUGCAUGAGAUUGAGGAAGACAUCAUUGCGGAGCAGCUGCCGUUCAACGUCAAAUGUCCAACGGAGUUUGCCGAGGUGUCGAUUGUUGAACCGGCGGAGCUCAGUCAUCUUAAUGUAGUCGAACCCAGUUGCUCGGAUCCGGAUUGGAGCGCCCCAUUUGAGGAAACUUCUAUUCCAAGAUUCCGAGCUCCUGCCGGUGAUUCCAAUCUUUCGGGCCUUGUACUAGAUUCACCAAGGUACCCCAGUUCUUCAGUAGGAGAAGAUUUUAUUCUGCCGAGUCCAGCCUCAUGUAGUUCCAUGUCCAUCUCUAGUCCGAACCCAUUCCGGCUUGCCGCAUCAGGGGAGUGGCAUACCGAUGAAUCCCCGACAACGCCGGGCACUCCUGACACGAAAACAGCAGAAAAAGCAUUCGAAGGAUGGGUCAGGCGAAGAAAGACUGCAAAGGAAUUGUUUGCGAAGGAGGUGACCAACAAAUGGCCGAAGUGUUGGAUGUGCCUACGAGGACCAUUUCUCAACAUCUACCCUAAUCAAUUUACCCGUCGAGCUGAUAUGAUAAUCAACGUUGCGAAAUGUGUGGUGUCAGACGAAACAGAUCUGAAAACUUCAAAGAAAUUUGUCUUCCGCUUGUCAAGACCACCAAUCGAGUACCAUUUUUCAUGCUACAAUCAAACUGAUAUGAGAACGUGGAUCCACAAAAUAAAGGUUGCCAGCGAAAUGUAUGGAGCGCAGAAUCGUGGCAUGUCAAAGUCCAUAUCUUAUUUGGAGAGCGAGCACGUCGAUCCGUCCUCAGAGCACUACAACACGCUCGCUGGAUUACCGUCAUCAAUGACCCAUAGCCAUCAUGAAGAAUUGAGCGGCGCGUUCGCAGCUGCCAACACUCUUCCGCGUCCAACCGCAGGUCCCGCACCAAAGCAUGGCAAAACGGGGGCACGAUUCAUUAGCAAGAAGUGAUUUUAGCAUCUUGACGCUAGUUAGGGAUCAGUUCCUCUGUAGUCUUAUAGAUCAAAGUGUUUUUGCAUUUUUCUCACGCUUACGGAUUUCUUCUUAUUGGCAAUCUAGUCAUCAUUCUCGCACAGCUUUCCUACUGCUUUACUCGACCGCUUCGAAAUCUCAUUAGGCAUUUCUUCACUCUCGCCUGUACAUAUAAGCUCUUUUCUUUUGUCUGUAAUUGGAUUCGAUUGUUUGAUUUGUUGUCUUCGUUGUGAUAUCUCGUAUAUUCACUAGUCCUGAAUGAAGAGUUUCUCUUCUUCCUGUUUAAU
Messenger RNA from Cylicocyclus nassatus, 2802 nucleotides. The record is from the annotation of a GenBank genome assembly. Lineage: Eukaryota; Metazoa; Nematoda; Chromadorea; Rhabditida; Strongylidae.